AAGGGAAAAAUCUUGCGCAAUUCGGCUUGCUCGUGAUGCAGUUGGAUCUUCUAGGGGUCAGGCACAUAUGAAAAGUGCUUUUGCAUUGAGGGUAUGUUCUGUGACCCAUACUAUUCAUUUCUAUGCCUAACAUUGAUUUUUUUUUUUUUGCUAUUGUGGUAUCAAAAUUCACUUUGUAUGAUUUGGCUGCCAAAUAUUUGGAAGUUCCUGAUUUUUAUACAGAUAAAAGGACAGUUGUAAAGAAAGCACACCAUCUUGCUCCUUUCGAUUCAUUUCCCGAUGCCAGCAUCUUAGCUAGCAUUGUUUAUUCCCUUCGUUGAUCCUCUGUGUGGGACAAAGAGGCAAUAAGAGCAAGUCCUUUAUGGGGGAUGAAGGGGCAGUACAGAAGUACAGCUCAUUUCUUGCACGACCAAUAGAUCCCGGCCAUGCACAUCUCCUAAUUUCCUGAAUAUACGAAAAUCAGAUCCAAUUAAUGAGAAUAUCAUCAUCAGAUCACCCAAUGGCUCAGAUUUGUCUGCUCAUUGUAAGACCCAUACUGUGCAGAGUCUUUUGAUUCCACAUGCUAAGAUAUGGCAUAAUCUCAAGAUAAGAGUGGAAGUGUCCACGUGUGAGACUCUGGUAAUCUUGUCUGAUACUGUUACCUGUUUGGCCAUUAGAUAUUAAUAUUAUCUGAUAGUUACACAAUGGAACAGAUUUUCUCAGUUUUCAGCGUGUCUAGAUCUACUCCGGGUUAGUUUUUCUGUACACUUAUUCAGAAAAGGUCUAUGGAGUGCAAUUUCUGCGUCGCAGUGGCGAUCUUUCGAUAUGGUGAUGUAGUAUUACAAGUAUGAAACCGAAAUGAAGGUUGCGGGCAGAUUCUGUUGGAAUAGGGGUGGAUGGAAAGCUGUACAUUUUGAGUAUAAGAUGGCAAAUCAUCGGGAUACGCGGAGGAUCGGAGACACUGUCUAAUCCUUUUUUUUUCUUGCAUUUAAGAAUGUUCAGAUUCCCUCCAUCAUGGUCGUGCAAGCCUCUCUCUGCAGCUCUCCAGUUUAUUGGUGGGAUUAUUUCAUUCCAAUAACAUUCUCCACAAUUUUCAUAAUGCCUGAUUCUGUAUUAAUUGCUAAGAUAAUCCCAUGUUUGCCCCGGUUUUGAACCACAGGCAUGUUUGAUUCCUUGUCCUAUUAAUGCAACAGCGCUGAGGGAGGGCUCUCUGCAAUCAUUGAGACACUUGCCACUCGAGUUCUGAUUGGCUUGACUUCUUAAGAUGUGAUCCUGGAUAAUUCAACAAUCCUGUCUACCAACUAGUACCAACUAGCAGUUGAAGUUUUCUAAGUUCAUUAUGUGCGCAUUCCCAGGCCAUACUUGGAAGGAAGGGUCGUUGUCAGCACAGUUCAUACCCAGCCGUGGGGCGUCCAUUUCUCUAAGCAUGAUCUUGCAUUUCUUAAUCCUGCAACUGCUUUGUUUCCGUCAGCAUCCUCAUCAGUAUAAAUGCAGCUGUCGUGACAUGCAUUUUUCCUUCAGCAAGCAUAAGUGUAUCAAACAGCCCAGUUCUCCUCAUACCGACCACCUCCCUCACACACCCUAAACUUAUAUCACAAUGGAGUCUGGAGGAGUGAUUGUGGAGGCGAGCUGGGACUCGCUUGGACUAUCGUCGCAGGCUGAGGAGUCGGAGAUGAUGGAGCAGCUGCUCGGCACCUUCCCCUCCAAUGGCGAUGAAUCUCACCACCAGGAGCUGCCUUGGUCUGUCCAAGCCUCAGAUGCAUACUAUGCCCAUUGUAAUGGUAGCUCUAAUGCGUACAGUUCCGCUAGUAGCAACAGUGUUGGUAGUCUCAUCCUCGAUGUGCCGUCUGAUUACGGGGGCUUCUAUUUGGGCGACUCAAAUGGGCUGGACCUGAAUAUGGUCCAGGAGCAAGGUGCAUCUCAGUUUAUGGAUGCCAUCCUCAACCCUUCCUAUGGGAAUGGCGAUUCAAGCUGCGAAGAUCUUAGCAUGAACCUGCUAGACUCCAUCGAUGACACUUCUAACAAGAGAAAGCGCCAGGAUCAAGGGAAAGAGGCUGACGAAACAAGGGGUCGGAAAUGCUCGAGGAAGGCCGACUCGAAGCGGGCAAAGAAGACCAUGCAACAUGGAGGCGAGGAUGGCGCCAUUGCUGCCACCACAAAAGGGCAAAGCAUAAGCUGCUGCACGUCUGAAAUUGACUCUCAAGAGUCUCCUGUUGCCUCUAACCCGAAGGGAAAGACUCAGGCUGGCCGUCAGCCGACAACCGAUCCCCAGAGCCUCUAUGCAAGGAAAAGAAGAGAAAGGAUCAAUGAGAAGCUGAAGGUACUGCAGAAACUUGUUCCGAAUGGAACCAAAGUAGAUAUCAGCACUAUGCUUGAGGAGGCGGUGCAGUAUGUGAAGUUCUUGCAGCUUCAAAUCAAGGUCCUCAGCUCCGAUGAUAUGUGGAUGUAUGCGCCGAUUGCGUACAACGGGAUGAACAUCGGGAUCGAUUUGAACCUCUCUUAGAACUAAUAAGACACAUCUAACAGUCUCAAGUUUCUAAAAAAGCAGCAGAUAUCUACCGUAAAUACGAUUUGGGUUAAUUGGCUCAAAAGUGUUUAUUACUAACGCGCGACCAAUAAGCUAUUCCGGCAGUGUAUCUCUCCCAGGUGUAAACAGAGACCGAAUGCAUUGUUCUCCAGAAGCUUUUUUGUAACUUCGGUUACUGAAUGGAGUGCAUGUAGGCUGAAGAAUACGCAAAAAAGAUAGAUACCGAAAGUUGGAAGAGGCUCUGCAACUUGUGAAGACAAGGAGGGCAACAUUUUCUUUUCUCCUUCAGAUGCAACUUCACAUAAGAAGAUUGUCUCGUUUUCUCUUUUUUUUUUCAAGUUUGCUCUAGCGGCAAAUUUGUGUCUCCACUGAAGUACAGUGUUUAGUACUCCCUCCGUUCCUUUCUAUAAUGCCUAUAGAUUUUUGGCAUUUGUUUCAGAAUAUAAGGUUGUAGCUUGGCUCUUUUUCAAUUAUCCCCUCUACAUGCGUGAAAAAAAUCCAUACAAAAAGGAAACAAUUAAUUGAGAUUCCUAAUGCAUGACCCCAACGAUUCCUUAGAUUUAGGAAGCAAUAUUUUUAUUUCCUUAAUAUAACCUGGCUGCACAUAUAUGGAGAGUCAACUAGAGAGAUUUGUGGGAUUUCUUAUGUUAAUUUAGGAAGUUACCGAUUUCCCUCAUUUUACUCUGAUCUCAAAUCGUUAAUCUAGGGGGUCUUGUGUAAAGAACACUCUUGUGCUAAUUUCCGUGCCAAAAAACAAUAGGCACUAUAGAAUGGAACGGAGGGAGUAUAAU
Lolium perenne is the source of this 3297-nucleotide messenger RNA. RefSeq lists its product as uncharacterized. Gene Ontology annotation, biological process: regulation of transcription by RNA polymerase II. The record is from RefSeq and is a predicted model, not a curated record. Gene Ontology annotation, cellular component: nucleus. NCBI's taxonomy places the organism in Eukaryota, Viridiplantae, Streptophyta, Magnoliopsida, Poales, Poaceae. Gene Ontology annotation, molecular function: RNA polymerase II cis-regulatory region sequence-specific DNA binding; DNA-binding transcription factor activity, RNA polymerase II-specific; protein dimerization activity.